Aspergillus uvarum CBS 121591 is the source of this 446-nucleotide messenger RNA. RefSeq lists its product as uncharacterized. The record is from RefSeq and is a predicted model, not a curated record. The transcript has a single exon. The coding region runs from base 58 to 441 and encodes 127 amino acids. NCBI's taxonomy places the organism in Eukaryota, Fungi, Ascomycota, Eurotiomycetes, Eurotiales, Aspergillaceae.
CGUCAAUGCUGUUGGUCACAAAAACACCCCUAGUUUCACGCUUGGCUGGAUUGGGGAAUGAGAUCGAAUGAUCGCUCCACUCCAUUCAAAUUCUUCCUUUUGGGUUGGAUUGCACUGCUAACUGCUCAGGGUCUCCCGGAUGAUCCUGAUCACCAACCACAGACGGCACCAAAUGUGGUGCUCCAAACUUGGCAUCACCGUCAGACUGGAUCGAGUCUGACUACUUAUGAUCUCAAAUGUCUCUGUUUCUGGAGGAUCUUCAUAUCAGAUCCUGUCCGCUUCCCGAGUCUCCAUCAUCAUCAUGACUGCACGUCUGCUCUCUGCAUGCCGCAUGGGUUUAUUGAGCCCACUGUCUCUAUCACCCCGUUCACCGUUCACCGUCCACCGUCCACAUCGUAUACGAUGCGUGGAAGAAUCCGCGCGUCGCCCAGCCCGCCCUGACUGGC